UCAACCACGCCUCGUACUGCUCUUAUUGAUGCGUUUGCGCAGCCAGCGACCACUCUCUCUUUCCCCGGUCUUUUUCCAGGUUACAUUUCUGUUUUCACCCCAUUCCUCUCCGUUUAACAGCCCGGAUAUCUCUCCUACUCUUCUGCAUCUCUUUGAGCAUCACCACCAAACCGCAGGCACGAUGACGGAGGCGUCGGGCAUAAAGCAGCGCGUGUCGAGCAACGGAAAUGUCCUUCCAGAAGCGCCCAUAGAGGACGUGUUUGAUCACUCCUACAGAGAAAAGGAAGGGCCCAAACCUCCGAGAACCAUCGUGUGGAGAAAUGUCGUUUCGAUGACCGUGUUGCAUAUAGGUGCCGCUUACGGUGUGUGCCUCAUCCCUUCCGCGUCUCCUUUGACCUUGCUGUGGUCCCUAUUUUGUUUUUUGAUAAGUGCUUUAGGAGUUACUGCUGGAGCUCAUCGCCUGUGGAGUCAUAGAUCCUACAAGGCCUCAUUACCUCUGAAGAUCUUUCUUAGUUUAGCCAACUCCAUGUCAUUUCAGAACGAUAUCUAUGAGUGGGCUCGAGACCACAGGGUUCACCAUAAGUAUUCGGAGACGGAUGCUGACCCGCACAACGCCGUCCGGGGCUUCUUCUUCGCUCACAUCGGCUGGCUGAUGGUGCGCAAACACCCUGAUGUCAUCGAGAAGGGAAAAAAGCUGGAACUCAGCGACCUGACGGCCGACAAAGUUGUAAUGUUUCAAAGGAAGUACUACAAGCUGUCUGUGCUGCUCAUGUGCUUCUUCGUGCCCAUGUCCGUCCCUUGGUACCUGUGGGGGGAGUCUCUGUGGGUGGCGUACUUCAUCCCAUCCGUGUUGAGGUACACCUUGGUGCUGAACGCCACCUGGCUGGUCAACAGCGCGGCUCACAUGUGGGGAAACCGGCCCUACGACAAGAACAUCAACCCCAGGGAGAACAAGUUCGUCACAUUCAGCGCGAUAGGCGAGGGAUUUCACAACUACCACCACACGUUCCCCUUUGACUACGCGACAAGCGAGUUCGGCUGCAAGUUGAACCUCACCACCUGUUUCAUCGACGCCAUGUGCUUCCUGGGCCUGGCCACGGACCCCAAGAGAGUGUCCCACGAGCUGGUGCUGGCCCGAUCCCAGCGCACUGGGGACGGAAGCUCCCGAAGUGGCUAAGAUCGAUAGAUCGUGGUCGGCUUGGAGGGAAAAACUAUCAGAAAGAUGACGCUUCACAGUCCUCUGACAGCUCUACAUUUCUCAUCAACCGAAGAUAACAGUCAUCAUGAGGGCCUUGACAACAUUUUGUAGCUGUAACUAAGUCAUUUGUUCAAGGUGGAUAAAAAAAAAUCCAUUUUGCAAAGCUCUUUUCCUUUGGCUUCUGUUCAGGCCGAGUCUUGCAAAGAUGCUUUAGAUUUGAAGUAGAUACAUUUUAAAACACGACUUCAUUCUCUGCCGUUUUUGCCACUUUGGUGUGCAUCCUUCAUGCAGGGUCAGUCAUGUACGCGGUCAUUUUAUGUAAGUAUUACUUAAUUAUUACUCAAAAUAGAUAACAAGUGGAAAGUAUGAUAACAAUACUUAUAGGAGACUGUUGUCGUUGUUUACAGAACGUUUUUAUUGUUCCCAUAUACAGAAAAUUCACUUUUUGAGCGCUUUAAGAUAUGGAGGGAAAAAAAGAGAUGAGACUUUCAAUGAUAUUUUGUUAAAAAACAAAGUUAUUGGGCUGAAAUAUGGCACAUCGCGAAAGAGUGAAGGAACCCUUCUCAUAACCGGACCAUGCUAACUAAGUCAUGCAGUAUGUAUCCAAAUAUAUAGAAAAUCCAAUACCAAAACAUACUGCAUUUAGGCAUUUAUCAUUGAAUAAAAACUGCCAUUUAACAGCAAGAUCAGUUAGAAUAAAAAAGAAAAUCAACUUUUUUGUGUUUUUUAAGGAAUCUCUCGUAGUGCAAAGAGCGUGCCAGAUGUCAACAUAUUUAUAAGCAUCUCACAGGUCCCCUAGAGCACACUUGAGUCGAUAUCGCUUCGUCACCCAACGUCGUUGUGGAGGUUUUUUAACGUCGUGGCAUCAGUGGCUUUGCUUCCUCUUUUCCCUCUUUUGUCCGGAAACAUCUGCAGCAGAGAUCUUAUUGGUCGAUGUAGCAGCCAGUCAUGAGACAGUUCUGGUGUUACAAAACAACAUGCCACCCAUGCAUGACGAUACGCUGUAGUCGGUGUUGUGGUGAGGUGUUUUAUCGGUGACUCUAAUGGCAGAGUCGUGUCUAUUUUUGUAACGUACUGUGAAGCUGCAUCCAUUUUGGAACUGUUGCCGUGGAGAUUUCUGAGACGAGUUAGGGUUUCCCUUUGAUAUGCUACAAUAGCUGAUUGUCAGUCCUAAAUUUCAGGUGCAUCAGUGCUUAUGCUCAACUUGAAUUCUGGUGUGCAGAAUGCUUAUAUUAUCUUAUUUAUGUGUUUCUUUUUUUCCCUUAUUGACUUGCUCCAAGCAGCUAGUUGCACUCCAACAUUUGGCAGUGAAAUAAACCAAAUUUGAGUUCCUGUUUAUUUUAUAAGAAUCAGGAUACAACCUAAUGCCUUAUGACUUGUAUCCAUUCCUGAUCUUCUUCGCGCCAAAUCUGACCACGGUCCAUGUUUACAGGCUGAAGCACCAGAUGGAACAUUGUUUUUUAAUCUAUAAAAUCAUUUAAGUUUGGCAAAUUGACAUCAAUAGAUACAAAAAUCCAUGUGCUUUGAUUUAAAAUAAUGGAUGGAAGUUGGUAUUACAAUGAUACAAAAAAUGCCUGUUGCUAAAUGGUAAAUUAAGCUGAUUUAAUCUUGUGUCAGCCCAUGAGGGUCUGUCAUGAGCAUCAUCAGAUCUUUUGAAACCCAGACAAAAUCACCAGCCAUGCAAACAACUCCUACUGCCCCCAACACCAGAAUCAACAUUUUCCUAAUGACAGGAUCAAAAGAUUGUCAGUCUGAAAAAUAAUGUCAAAUCUCACCUGUACUCUAUUCUGAAAUAAAAAUUCCCAAUAUUUUCAAUACACACAAUUAA
Messenger RNA from Pungitius pungitius (ninespine stickleback), 3026 nucleotides. RefSeq names its product stearoyl-CoA desaturase (delta-9-desaturase) (gene scd). Gene Ontology annotation, cellular component: endoplasmic reticulum membrane. The record is from RefSeq and is a predicted model, not a curated record. Bases 29 to 1177 code for a protein of 382 amino acids. Gene Ontology annotation, biological process: response to fatty acid; unsaturated fatty acid biosynthetic process; monounsaturated fatty acid biosynthetic process. Gene Ontology annotation, molecular function: palmitoyl-CoA 9-desaturase activity; stearoyl-CoA 9-desaturase activity; iron ion binding. The transcript has 6 exons. Lineage: Eukaryota; Metazoa; Chordata; Actinopteri; Perciformes; Gasterosteidae.